Molecule: messenger RNA, 2199 nt
Organism: Ectocarpus siliculosus
Lineage: Eukaryota; Phaeophyceae; Ectocarpales; Ectocarpaceae
Source: the annotation of a GenBank genome assembly
AUGGAGACUCCGUUGCAUCCAACGCCCAUGCAGAGGCCCAUGAUGAAGGGGAAGAUCUACGUGGACGCGUCAAACAAGCCGACGUUCCAGGGCAUCUGGGGUAUGACGCACGCCGACGUGAACAAGAGCGGUCACACGAACGACUUUAAGGUAGUCAGGAUGGAGUCGGUCAAGGAACAGGAGCUGGGACUGCCUGUCUACCCCGGAAACUACCUGGGCUAUUUCAAGCUCACCACCGGCUUCCAGACCGAGACCGUGAACGAGAGCUUCACGCUGACUUUCCGCGGGCACAGCAACCACGGCUACAAUGUCUACGGCUUCGGGGAGAACCGGUUCGGGAAGACCGAGAUCGUCGGAACCGUCACUCAGACCGGCAAGAUGGAGAUCUUUAAGAUGCUCCCGGGAACCACUCUCCAGCCGGACCCAAACGAGACACCGCCGCCGCUGCCCCGACCUGCGAACGCUCGUGCGGUGUCUCCCCCGCCCCCUCCCCCCAUUGCGCGACCGCUGGGUGGUUCCUCCAGGGGGGGGGUCUCGUUGGGGGGCGCGCGGCCCAAGCCGUCCGGCAGCGCGAAGAAGAAGGCCCAGAAGAAGCCGCUGCCGCCACCGCCGGCCAGCAAGAACGGGCUCCCCGGUCCCCACGUCAGGACCCUGAAGGACUGCCUCAUGAUGCUGAAAAAGAGCGAUAAGAACAACGUCUUUCAGUACCCGGUGCCCCCGAACUUUCGUGGUCUGAGAGGGAUGUACGCUGACGUCAUCAAGAGCCCCAUGGACCUCGGCACUGUCAUGAAAAGGAUCGACUCCAAGUACAGGACCGCCAGAGACUGCAUCGCGGACGUGCGGCUGGUGUUCUCCAACGCGAAGGACUUCAACCCGGACACGGACCCCGUGCACGCCCUCGCCGCAUCCCUCUCGGGAAAGUUCGAGGCUUUCGUGUCGGGCCACCGGGGCGUUCUCGGGUUGGAUGCUUCAGCCCCUACCUCCUCUUCGGGGGAUCCCGCUGUGGCGGUGCUGACGGCGGAGGAGCAGGAGCAGCUAGCGAAGGAUGUCGAGGAGCUAUUCCGGGUUGGGAAUGCCAACCCCCUCAACGAGAAAGCGCAGGCAAGGGUUUAUGCGCUGUACACCUUUGCCAAAGCCUACGUGCUGGACAAGGAUCGAGUUACCAUCGAUGGCGGGAAGGGAGAGCAGAUCAAGAUGGACGCCUUGAAUCAUGUUCGGCAACGGCAGCUUCGAGAUAUCGUGACGUUUUUCUUAGCGGACAGCUUGAACGACCCGCCCCCGGCGCCAUCAUCAACAACGACGGCAUCAUCAGAUCUGGCGGCAUCGUCAACAGCUGCUGGCAAGAGCAAGGUCAAGGACGAGGGAACCAGGACAAGCGGUGAUGGGAGUGACAGGGCCGGCGCCGUUCCGCCAAGCCGCCCGGGAAAGCGUCCGAGGACCGAUGACGUCAGCGAUUCUGAGAAUGACGACCUCGAAGAGCAGGAUGAGGAUGACGAGGACGAGGAUGGCCUGUCCCCCGCCAAGAGAAGUCGCACCGGAUCGAUCACUUCGCCGGGCUCGAAGGGGGCUACGCGCGAUGUAUCGGGGGAAGGCGAGCAGAAGCCCAAGGCAGAGGCACCCGCCCUGCCCGUCGGUGGUGGAGGUGACCCCUUCUCGCGAGUGGACAGCUCCAGCCUCACCCUCGAGGCCACGGCUUCUACCCUCAAGGACUCUGAGAUCGACAUCGACCUAGACGAGGACGAAGACGACGAGGAUGACGAGGAGCAGAGUGCAGGGGGCGCCGCGGGUGGUCCCGGUAGCGGGGGGGAGGGGGGGGGUUCCGGCGACGGAAGCAAGACCGGCAAGAGGGACGAGCAGUGGCUGCAGGCUCAGGCGGAGAGGAAGGAGAGGGAGGAGAGAGAGAAAGCCAGAGCUGAGACUGAGAAGGCGCUAGAGGAGCAGCGGUUGAGGCAGCAGGCCCAGAGGGAGAAGGAGAGAGUGGAGGAGGGCCUGAGGCUCAGCCGCGAGCGUGCCGCGGAGAAGGCGAGGAUUGAGGCAGCGGCACUGGAGAAGGUCAACCGCGAGAAGAAAGAGCUGGAAGAAAAGAAAGAGGCGGAGAGGCUUGCCCGGCAAGGUACGAAGGCUUCGGUCGACCUGGACCAAGUGCGGGCUGACUCAAACCUCAUGGAGCUCAUGGACGAGAGCAUAUACGACGACUAG